This is a messenger RNA of Pocillopora meandrina, 750 nucleotides long. NCBI's taxonomy places the organism in Eukaryota, Metazoa, Cnidaria, Anthozoa, Scleractinia, Pocilloporidae. The record is from the annotation of a GenBank genome assembly.
AUGUUAAAUAGUGAGAAGACAAAUUUUGAACUCUUUCAGGAAACAAAGAAAGGUGUUAAUCGUCAUGUCAUAAUGAUCGUGUAACAAAGUGAAAUCUGAGAUUACCCCAAGAAGAAACCAGCCCCAGACCUUUUGAUACUUUAAAGGUGGAUUUAGGUGGAUUAAGUGUUUUUUUUUAACUAUUAUGAGCCACUGGUUCCCCCUCCACCUUUCUACUCAUGACCUUUGCGAUACCAGUGCAGCGCUCUACCAACUGAGCUAACAAGCCAACCGGGAGCUGGUCAUUAUGUUGGAUCCAAAUAAACCUUCCAAGUGGUGAAUAAUGGCCUUUAAAUUAAUUGAAUUUAGGAACAGCGAGAGACCUCUUUAAAGGCUAUGAUGGAACGGAGAAGGACAGUCUUAUGCAGACGGAGAUUGUCCUCAGAGAAAAAUUGGAAACGCUGAAACGCCUAGAUGAUAUGAUUCUAGAUUUCCUACUCCCCCACCCCCGCCCCUCUCCUUGUUUUUGGCCGUCGAUCGCCCCCCUUGGUACAAAUUCAUUUCUCUCCCCAGUCUUCCGCUGCCAUUAAAAUCAAAGAUGGCGGUUACAAUAUUCGUUAUGAAAUUACUGAGCACUCGCUCGCCAAAAUUAGGCCUGCUCUGCAGGCUAAAAAUGGAGAAGAAAUGAUUGCUGCUUAAAUUGAAGAUUCAGAUAAAGUCAAGGCAGAGAUACGAGGAGCGGUACUCGCGAUCGAAGAGAAGCUGAAAUGA